Messenger RNA from Microdochium trichocladiopsis, 900 nucleotides. Its product is annotated as DnaJ domain-containing protein. The transcript has 2 exons. Gene Ontology annotation, cellular component: cytoplasm; nucleus. Gene Ontology annotation, molecular function: heat shock protein binding. Bases 1 to 900 code for a protein of 299 amino acids. NCBI's taxonomy places the organism in Eukaryota, Fungi, Ascomycota, Sordariomycetes, Xylariales, Microdochiaceae. The record is from RefSeq and is a predicted model, not a curated record.
AUGAGCUCGCCAGAGGACUUGCUCGAAGGAGAGCCUCCCGUCAUCGACCCCUACGAGGUUCUGGGGCUCGAUCGGGAUGCUUCUCCGGACAAGGUCAAGACGGCGUACCGCAAGGCGGCUCUAAAGCACCAUCCAGACAAGGUCCCCGUGGCCGAGCGCGACGAAGCCCACCAAAAGUUCCAGUCCAUCGCACUUGCCUACGCCAUCCUCUCCGAUGCGGCGCGUCGGAAGCGAUAUGACGAGACGGGGUCGACAUCCGAGUCCAUCGUCGACUCGGACGGAUUCAGCUGGUCAGAUUACUACCGCGAGCAGUUCAAAGACGCCGUCUCGGAAGAUGCGAUCGACAAGUUCGCCAAGAUCUACAAGCGCUCGGACGAGGAGAAGGAUGAUAUUCUCGUGGCCUACGAGAAGUUCGAGGGCGACAUGGAUGCGAUUUACGAGACGGUGAUGCUCAGCAACGUGCUGGAGGACGACGACCGCUUCCGUGCCAUCAUCGACGAGGCCAUUACCAACAAAGAUGUCCCCGCGUUCAAGAAGUACACGAAGGAGAGCAAGAAGUCAAAAGAAGCCAGGAUAAAAGCAGCCAGGGACGAAGGAGACGAAGCAGAAGAAUACGCCAAAGAACUCGGCGUUCACGAUAAGCUCUUCGGCAACAAGAAGGACGCGGGCAAGAAGGGCAAAAGCAAGAAGUCAUCUGAAGCCGAUCUGCUCGCCCUCAUCCAGGGCAACCAGAAGAGCCGGCAACAGGCCCAGAAUGACUUCCUGGACAACAUCGCUGCCAAGUAUGCUGCGCCAGCCAAGAAGGGCGGCAAGGGCAAGAAAAGAGUUGCGGAUGAGGAUGACAUCUCCGAAGAAGCAUUUCAGGCUGCGGCGGCCAAGUUGAAGAAGGGCCGAAAGUGA